Stegastes partitus (bicolor damselfish) is the source of this 5052-nucleotide messenger RNA. Its product is annotated as protein jagged-1b-like. Gene Ontology annotation, biological process: cell communication; Notch signaling pathway; multicellular organism development. The record is from RefSeq and is a predicted model, not a curated record. The transcript is spliced from 26 exons. The coding region runs from base 195 to 3923 and encodes 1242 amino acids. Gene Ontology annotation, cellular component: membrane. Lineage: Eukaryota; Metazoa; Chordata; Actinopteri; Pomacentridae. Gene Ontology annotation, molecular function: Notch binding; calcium ion binding.
AAAGGCUUCCGUGCAGGAACGAGGCAGGACGCUUUGCAUUGUCGGGACUUUGUGGAGGUUUGUCCUUGUGAAGAAAAGCCGCAGUUUGGUCUCCGCCCGUGCAUGUCCCAGCCGGAGGGAGCGCAACCCGGAGCGCAGCGCCGCACCGAGCAUCACUGAGCACCGAGAGCCGCCAGCAGCAGCCCGCCGCCGGCAUGAGCCUGACCCGGAGCUCCGUCCCCCUCAGCGCUGCCCUCAGCCUGCAGCUGCUGUUGCUCUCUGCCCGCAUUCAGGUUUCUUCGGCUUCAGGACACUUUGAGCUUCAGAUUUUGUCGAUGCAGAACGUCAACGGGCAGCUGCUGACGGGCGCCUGCUGCGACGGAUCCCGGGACGUGGUGGACGGACGCUGCACGGCGGACGAGUGUGACACCUACUUCCGAAUCUGUCUGAAGGAAUACCAGCUGAAGGUGUCGUCGGCCGGGCCCUGCAGCUUUGGCACCGCCUCCACGCCUGUGCUCGGUGGAAAUACCUUUUCUUUACGCAACGGCAAGAACGACAAAGCCAGCAUCCUGUUACCGUUCAGCUUCGCGUGGCCGAGGUCGUACACGUUGAUCGUGGAAGCCUUGGACUUCAACAACGACUCGUCCUCCAGCAGUAUUGGCGGCGCAGUGAUCGAGAAAGCCGUCCACUCCGGGAUGAUAAACCCCAGCCGCCAGUGGCAAAGCCUGAAGCACAACGGCCCCGUGGCCCAGUUCCACUUCCAGGUCCGCCUCAGCUGCGACGAGCACUACUACGGCUUCGGCUGCAACAAGUUCUGCCGGCCUCGAGACGACUUCUUCGGCCACUAUGAGUGCGACCACAACGGCAACAAGACAUGCCUGGAGGGCUGGUCUGGCCCAAACUGCAACACUGCGAUCUGCAGACAGGGCUGCAGCACAGAACAUGGAUCCUGUAAAGUCCCUGGAGAGUGCAAGUGUCUGUACGGCUGGCAGGGGGAGUACUGCGACCAGUGCAUCCCUCAUCCCGGCUGUGUUCACGGCAGCUGUGUGGAGCCCUGGCAGUGUCUCUGCGACACCAACUAUGGAGGACAGCUGUGUGACAAAGACCUGAAUACAUGCAGGACACGGCAGCCAUGUUUGAACGGAGGAACCUGCAGCAACACGGGACCAGACAAAUACCACUGCUCCUGUCCUGAAGGCUUCUCUGGGGUCAGCUGUCAGAGAGCAGACCACGCCUGUCUCUCUCACCCCUGUCUGAAUGGAGGAAGCUGUGCAGAAACCAGUCAGGGUUUCGAGUGUCUCUGUGCCCCCGGAUGGUCCGGACAACUGUGCUCCAUCAACGUGGACGAGUGCGUGGCGAACCCCUGCAGUCAUGGGGGGACCUGCCAGGACCUGGUUAACGGUUUCAAGUGUGUCUGUCCUCCUCAGUGGGCUGGAAAGACCUGCCUCAUCGAUGCCAAUGAGUGUGACGACAGCCCCUGCGUCAACGCCAACUCUUGCCGAAAUCUGAUUGGAGCGUACUUCUGCGAGUGCCUUCCUGGUUGGACGGGCCAGAACUGUGACACCAAUAUCAAUGACUGUCAAGGUCAGUGUCAGAACGGAGCGACGUGCAAGGACCUACUAAAUGCUUAUAAGUGUGACUGUGCUCCUGGUUUUGGUGGUGAACACUGUGAGAAAGACGUGGACGAGUGUUCCAGCGGACCGUGUCUGAACGGCGGCCGCUGCCACGACGAGGUCAACGGCUUCCACUGUCUGUGUCCACCUGGUUUCUCUGGAAGUCGCUGUCAGCUGGAUAUCGAUUACUGUCUCCACAGUCCGUGCCAAAACGGCGGCGAGUGUUUCAACCUGGCGGCCGACUACGUCUGUAAAUGCCCUGAAGACUACGAAGGCAAGAACUGCUCGCGCCUGAAGGACCACUGCCGCACAACACCCUGCAAAGUGAUUGACAGCUGCACAGUGGCAGUGGCGUCCAACAGUACGCCGACUGGGGUGCGUUUGAUCUCGUCCAACGUGUGCGGGCCUCACGGCCGGUGCCGGAGUCACGGCGGUGGACAGUUCAGCUGUGAAUGUGAGGAAGGAUUCACUGGGACCUACUGCCAUGAGAAUAUAAACGACUGUGAGAGCGCCCCCUGCCUGAACGGAGGAACCUGCAUCGACAAAGUCAGUCAGUAUCAGUGUGUCUGUGCUGAAGGCUGGGACGGACCCACCUGCCAGAACAACAUCGACGACUGCAGCUCUGCUCCUUGUCAGAACCGAGGCGUCUGUCGAGAUCUGGUCAGCGACUUCCACUGCGAGUGCAGCAACGGCUGGAAGGGAAAGACGUGUCACUCAAGAGAGAGCCAGUGUGAUGAAGCCACCUGUAACAACGGAGGAACCUGCCACGACCAAGGCGACACCUUCAGCUGUGUGUGCGCCGCCGGCUGGGAGGGAUCCGCCUGCAGCAUCGCAAAGAACAGCAGCUGUCUGCCGAGUCCCUGUGAGAACGGAGGGACCUGUGUGGUGGACGAAGACUCGUUCCGCUGCUUCUGUAAGGAGGGCUGGGGCGGCGCCACCUGCAGCCACAAUGCCAACGACUGCAGUCCUCAUCCCUGUUACAACAGCGGCACUUGCGUCGACGGGGACAACUGGUACCGAUGUGAAUGCGCUCCGGGUUUUGCCGGCCCAGACUGCAGAAUCAACAUCAACGAGUGCCAGUCGUCUCCCUGUGGAUUCGGCUCAACCUGCGUGGAUGAAAUUAACGGUUACCGCUGCAGCUGUCCUCCAGGAAGAACUGGUCCCCGCUGCCAAGACGUGUCCGGGAGGUCCUGUGUGUUCGGAGGGCAGGUGGCUCUGGAUGGAAGCAGAUGGAAUGACGACUGCAACAGCUGCAGCUGUAACAAUGGAAAAGUCACCUGCACAAAGCUCUGGUGUGGACCUAAACCUUGUAGCCUCCUCAGCAAGACUCGUGGUGCAGAGUGUCCGGCAGGUCAGACCUGUGUCGCUGUCCGUGAAGAACGCUGUUUUGUCAAGCCCUGCCUCGGCCAAGGAGAGUGCUGGGGCCCCGCCCACGGAGCCACGCCCUCGACCAGGUGUCACGCCGAGAGCAACUGUGCUAACGUCACCUUUACCUUCAACAAGGACGUCAUGGCAAAGGACGUGACAGUGGAGCGGGUCUGUCGUGAGCUCAGAAGCCUCUACAUCGUCAAGAACCUCUCCUCGGAUUUCUCCAUCUCUAUGACCUGCGAGCCGUCGCUCAGCACCAGCAAUGAGAUCCACGUCGCCAUCUCAACAGACGACCAGAGGAGAGGUCUGACCUUUGUCAAGGAAAUCACAGACAGGAUCAUGGAUCUGGUCAGCAAGAGCAGCGCCAACAGCACCAUCAUCAGCGCCAUCGCAGAGGUCCGCAUCCAGAGACAACAGCACCAAAACCCCAAUGAUCACCUGAUGCCCCUCCUGGUGUCGGUGAUAGUCGUCGUCUGGGCGCUGGCAGUUGCUUCGGCGUUGCUGUGGUGCAUCCGAAGGCGGAGGAAGCUGAACACCCACACGGCAGUCAGCACCCAGGCCUCGUCGUCUUUAGCGCCCGCGGCCGAAGACAACAACGCCCUCCACAACAGCAUCAGCACGGCCCGCGAGCAGCUCAACCACAUCAAGAACCCCAUCGAGAAAAACCCACCGAGCCACCACCAGCAGCACCAGCUCCUCCUCCAUCACCACCUCUACGAGGACAAGAACUCCGUCAACGCCAAGAUAAGAAAAGCAGACAGUGGAAGCCAGUCGGACGAAGACGAGGUGGACAAGAGGCUGCAGAAAGCAAGGUUCCCUCUGACACCGCCGGCGUACUCGCUGGUAGACUGGGAGGAGCGCGCCGCCCACCACACAGCGAGCAAACCUCCCCACUGGACUAGCAAACAGGACAACAGGCAACUGCAGUCGCGGAGUGUUAACCGGGUGGAGUACAUUGUAUAGCCAAGGGGGCUCGCAGUGACUGGAAGGAGAUCAGAAACCAUCUGUGGAAGACUUUUGUGACCCAUCGGGGAUGUUUUGAUCAUUCGUUUACGUUUUCUUUGUUAUGCAAAAGUUCAUUAAUGAUGGACUUUUGCUGUUUAAUUUAUGUUUUGACUGACGCUGGUCAGAACGGUCCACUGCGGUUGGCUGGAUCUCCUACUUGUGGAUGCCAGGAUUUGGACAGCAUUCCUAACGGAUCGGUUUUGUAUUCGAGGGUGCUGCUGCCUUGUUGCACCACAGCACCUGACAAAUUUGAAGAAAACUAUUUAUUUUGCAUUUUUUCGGGUGGGUGGGGGGAUGUGGUCAGUCUGUCGGCAGCUGCUGCCAAUAUGAAGAAUCGUCCGUGUAGAAUGUUCCUGUAUAGACGUGUAAAUAGUUUUUUAAUUAAUCACUGUGUAUAUUUGAUUUCUUAACUUAAUUGUCAAGAGCCUUAAGAUAUUCCUUUUGUUAAUUUAUGAGUUUAGAGUUGAGAGUUUGACAGCUUUGUAAGCUGCUGACUUUUUGAUGGAAAUAAUUCUUUUUUUUUCAUCAACGCCAAAAGUGUUCUUGAAAGGAUAGUUUAUUUUUAACCUUUUGGAUUUGGGCAUUUUUGUGCCUCAGCUACGUGUUUCCUACAAUGUUGUAAAUACUUUUCAUGUACAUGCAAAGGGAGGGGGCAGUGCUGCGUGGUUAGAGACAGAUUUUGCUGCUGCAGGGUCUUUUUAUACAAACCGACAUGGUGGUAGAUGUGUUGCUGUUGCUACUGAAAAGAAUUUCUUCAAGGGAUGCAACGUUUUUGUAGUAUUUCGUAUUUUUUGUACAGUGUGACGUCGAGUCGAGGACGGCCUUCAGUUCCUGUUUACAUACGCAACAGUCUGAACUAUCAAACCUGCAUCAUAAUGGAAGUACUUGAAGACAGCAUUGAACAAGAAAACCACACAGCUGUUAUGUGACAUGUUGCCUGGUGUUGAGACGAUGAUGAAAAGAGGCUGUAGAAACCACGUUUGAUGUCAGCCGCUUUGGUUCAUGAUGGAGGAUUGAAGAAACUCGUUUUCCCUGUAUAAUGUUUCUGGACCUUGAGAAAUAAAAGUCUUGAAGUUUGUUACAGGCA